Molecule: messenger RNA, 6721 nt
Organism: Bicyclus anynana (squinting bush brown)
Lineage: Eukaryota; Metazoa; Arthropoda; Insecta; Lepidoptera; Nymphalidae
Gene: Usp5
Product: ubiquitin carboxyl-terminal hydrolase 5
Exons: 17
Coding region: 5-2494 (829 amino acids)
Biological process (GO): protein deubiquitination
Molecular function (GO): zinc ion binding; protein binding; cysteine-type deubiquitinase activity
Source: RefSeq, a predicted model, not a curated record
GUCUAUGGUUUUGCCUAAUGAAUUGAAGUUUUUAAAUUUUAGACAGAAAUAUUAUUUAAAUAAAAAUAAUACAAUCAUCACAGAAAUGGCAUCGUUAGAUAUUAUGACACCGCAUUUGUCUAAAAUUAAAAUACCAGCGCCCCAGCAGCUGAUUUACAAGGAUGAGUGUGUUUAUUCCUUUGACAAUCCGGAAUCUGCGACCGGUUUGUACGUGUCACUGACAUCGUUCCUCGGCUUCGGUCGGAAUUACGUCGAACAGUAUUUUCAAAAGACUGGCAACGCGGUUUUUCUACACAUACACAGAGAGAAGAAACCUAUACCGGAACCGGAGCAAACGGGCGACGGACCAGAGAAGAAGAUCACGCGGCUCGCGAUCGGUGUCGAGGGUGGGUUCGAUCCCGACUGUGGCAAGCCAAAGUUCACAUACACCGACCAUUACAAUGUGGUAGUGUUGCCAGGCUUUCAUACCUUCCCAUGGCCUAAUGACACAUUACCUGAAGUGGUUAAGAAGUCUGUGCAAGGAGUGUUAGACGCAGAAUCGCCAUUCAAAAUAGCUGAACUGGAAGCAUUACAAGGCACUUGGGAUGGAGAGAAACGAGAAGUAUCUGUGCACGCGGUAGAGCUGAAACAACUGGACAACGGCGUGCGCAUCCCGCCGUCGGGCUGGAAGUGCGCGCACUGCGACCUCACGACCAACCUGUGGCUCAACCUCACGGACGGCGCCGUGCUGUGCGGCAGGAAGUUCUUCGACGGCUCCGGGGGGAACGACCACGCUGUGGAACAUUACCGCAACACUGGCUACCCGCUGGCGGUCAAGUUGGGUACCAUCACGGCGGAAGGCAAGGGCGACGUGUACUCGUACGCCGAGGACGACAUGGUGGAGGACCCCUACCUCGCAGACCAUCUCCAGCACUUUGGCAUCAAUGUGAAGCAGUUGGAGAAGACGGACAAGUCAAUGGUGGAGCUGGAGCUGGAGCUGAACCGGCGCACGGGGGAGUGGAACACCCUGCAGGAGUCCGGCACCGAGCUGAGGCCGCUGCACGGGCCCGCCUUGACCGGGAUGAAUAACCUCGGCAACUCCUGCUACAUCAACAGUGUUAUACAGGUUUUGUUCCGAAUGCCGGACUUCGUGCGCCGCUACGUGGAGGGCGCGCCGGAAAUAUUCUCCACCUUCCCCGACGACCCCGCCAACGACUUUGACGUGCAAACGGCCAAACUGGGCGUGGGUUUGGUGUCCGGGCGGUAUUCGUUUCCGUCGAGCGAGGGCGCGCAGCAGGGCGUGUCGGCGCACAUGUACCGGCGAGUGGUCGCGCGCGGACACGCCGAGUUCAGCACCAAGCGGCAGCAGGACGCGCACGAGUUCUAUCUGCAUCUGCUCACUCUCAUUGAGCGCCACAGCCGGCACCGCGCGAACCCGGCGGACUGCCUGAAGUUUGCGGUGGAGGACCGCAUCCAGUGCGGCGAGUCGCGCGGCGUGCGCUACACGCACCGCGCCGAGCACCACCUGCCGCUGCCCGUGCCCGUGGGCGCGGCCACCAACGCGCCGCAGGUGCGCGACUACGAGGCGCGCCGCGCGCACGCCGAGGCCAUCGGACAGCGGCUAGACGCGUCGCAUACGGUCCGGCCGCACAUCCCGUUCCAGGCGUGCCUCGACAGCUUCAUGAAGGAGGACCUCGUCGAGCAGUUCUUCAGCUCGGCGCUCAACAAGAAAGUCACCGCGCACAAAACAACACGUUUGGCCACGUUUCCGGACUACUUGUUGAUUCAGCUAAAGAAAUUCACAAUCAAAGAAGACUGGACCCCUGCCAAGCUCGACGUGGCCGUUGAAAUGCCUUGGGAGGUAGAUUUAAGUUGUCUGCGCGGUCGAGGACUGCAGCCCGACGAGACCCUUCUGCCCGAGGCGACGCCGGAGACUCCACCGCCUGUCUAUAACGAGGCGCUUCUGUCACAACUAUUGGACAUGGGAUUCCCGGUGGAAGCGUGCAAGAAGUCUUUAUACUACACCAACAACUCGGGCAUGGAGGCGGCGUCCAACUGGCUAAUGGAACACAUGGCGGACUGGGAUUUUGCCAACAAAUUCGAGCCCCCAGGCGCGCAGCCAGCAGCAGGCGCGGCGGCGAGUGUGCCAGUGGACGAGGCGAGCGUGGAGCAGAUAGCGGGCAUGGGCUUCACGCGCGCGCAGGCGGAGCGAGCGCUGCGCAGCACGGCGGGUGACGUGGGGCGCGCGCUCGACUGGAUCUUCAGCCACGCCGACCAGCUGGAGGAGCAGCCCGCCGCGCCGACGCAGGACAGGACGCUGGGCUGCAGGGACGGACCCGAAAAGUACAAGCUGGUGGCGUUCAUCUCUCACAUGGGCACGUCCACCAUGGUGGGCCACUACGUGUGCCACAUACUGCACGAAGGCCGGUGGGUCAUAUUCAAUGACAAUAAGGUGGCCCUCUCAGAAAACCCUCCCAAAGACCUCGGCUACCUGUAUCUGUACGAGAGGCUGUGAUGUGGCUCGAUCGGCUGUCUCAGACUGCGCUAGCUGACACUUUAUGUUCCCACUGACCGACGAUAUUAUACAGUCCUGUCUAAAGCGGGCUACAUACCUUCAGUUUUAACUGAAACGGUCACAGUCGAACUGUUGAAAAAAAACAAAAAUCUUCCGCGUGUAGGCAAAACUGAGUAAAAUCUGGUCUUUUGAAGUGAUAACUUCUUAUAGGAGGGUAACGCUUCGUAACGUAACGCGUUACGGGCUUCCCUUUCUCUCAUGCUGCCGUCACCGUCGAUCGUCCCCAAAAUAAGCUGUGCGUUUUUUUAUUAUUGAUCCCUAGAUCCCUAGAUUGAUAGAUCCCUAUUAGAUAAAACUUAUACAGUUAAAACUGAAUGUCUGUAGCCCACGAAUACGAAAGUAUAGAACUUCAAACAAACUUUGCCUCGCCUCGCUUAACUUCCAAUUGUUGUUUUUUGCCCGAGUCAAAGGUCUCGUAAUGCCAGCCACAAACGGUCAAUCAUUCUCACGUUUCUGUAGCACCCACGACUAUAAUUGAUCGUGUGUUGGUCACUGCGUACAUGACUUGUAUGGUAUGCCGCGUGGAUACUGCCGUUUGCUUUUCAGAAACGUGAGAAUAAUUGACCGUCAAUGGUGACAUUUAGGGUUUAUUAACACGAGCGACAACUCUACCGACGACCGCAGUCGGCAACGUCUCGGCGGCAGUCGACGGUGGUCGCCGACUGCAGUCAACGACGUCUCGGCGGCAGUCGAUUGCAGUCGUCGGUAGCAGCUGCCACUCAUGUAAAUGAACAAGCGAUUUGAGGUUCGAAGUCGAACACUCCCACUCGGCUAACUUCGAGACUGCGUUGAAUCGAGUAGUUUAUUCGAGACUUUAGGGUCAUAACUCAUUGGACACACUCAACGCCCGAUCCGAACCGCCUCGCGAGUGAUUAGUAUUCGUUAGAUAGAGUAGAACUAAGUCUGAAUGCUUUGAAGCAGUCAGACAGUCUACAGUUAGAGGCCAUCUAUACUCAGAGGCACAAUUAUCCGCCCACUUUAAUAUACUCGCGUCAUAUUAAAGAGUACCCCUCUCAUUCUGAGAGGAGACUCGAGCUCAGCAGUGAGCCGAAUAUGGGUUGAUGACGAUAUUAAAGAGGGCGGAUAAUUGUGCAUCUGAGUAUAUAUAUAGAGCAAGCGACAUAUAUGCUCAAAAGCCCUGCGAAGGCUAAAGCCUAGUCCCGAAUACCUCGGUAAAGUACUGGGAAUCCUCUAAGGUAAAUGGUUGUACAACUUCUUAAUAAAACCACUAAAAAAUUUGAAAAUUAUCACAAUACUUCUUUCAUAUUGCUUUAAUAUAAGAAAUUAAAAAAUAUAAUAAAGUACAACAUUUCAUGUAUUUUUUUACGAAUGCUAAGAGAUUUGCCACAAAUGAUUCGUGAUGAUUCGUUCAUCAAAAUUACUUGGAAGUAUUUUGCAUUGAUAUUUCAGAUCGAAAUAUUUAAUUUGAGAUUUCAUGAGUAGAAGUCAAGAUUUUAUUCAAUUUGUAUAAUAGAAAUUUAUUCACUUUCAUUGUUUAAUUCAAUAUUCCGACACUCGAAUCAAAAAACUAUUUAUUACAUCGUGUGUAGUAUGUCACAACAAUCAAUUUUAUUGUAGCCCUUGGGCUACACUAUAAAAUUGGUACCAAAAUGUAACUGUUGAGUUAGCGGUAUAGCUUAAAUUUUGGUUGUUAAUCGCUUAUAUAUCGAGAGUUAUGUCGUGUUGCGUAUUUUAGUGACGAUCAAACUACUCAUCUAUUCGCUAAUGUGACUUUCAUUUUAGAAUUUAAACUAUCGUGAGUGAUAUUCAUAAUAAUUGAUUAUGAAACACGGUUAAAACUCACGUGAUAUAAGGUCUGAGUAUGUCUGACUAUAUACUACUACUAGUAGUUCCUGAGAUUAGCGCGUUCAAUCAAACAAACAAACAAACUCUUCAGCUUUAUAAUAUUAGUAUAGAUAUACUAUAUGCCGUCUUUCAUAAUCAAUUAAUAUGACGUUCAUGACACGCGGUAUUCAACCGUGGACCACUGUACUAUGAAUAGAUACCUCGCGUCGAGGUGGUCCUAUCGAAUGAGUCCAAUGAGCAUUGACCCUUAUAGCUUGGCAAAUUCGUUCCGAUGGUCCGUGCGGAACGGGGGGCGUGUAGCGAUGAAUGAAAAAGCCGCGACUGAUGCACUUCACUUUCCCGCACGCACGAUUUCACACCCGCGCCCGUAUUUCAUUCCCCCUGUCGCCCGCAUAUCAUAGAAGUGCCAUCAAUGAACUUACCAAGCUAUAGGUGUCGUGGCUUUGCUACAUAUGCAAAUUAAAAGUCUCCGCCAUGCUUAGAUUGUAAAAAAAUACGUAGGAAACAGUGGGAACUUUUUUAACGUAUGCUGAGUAUUUAGUGUAAGUUAUCAAGGCUUUAAUUUGGCCCAACAACGGCAAAUGAAGUUUUUAAUUUAGAAAGCGGCCUACGAUUUUGCUUAAAAAUUUUCACACAGAACAUUUAAUUUUUCAUCGAUUUUCUAUUAUUUAUUUCCAAACAAUUGGAAUAGUGCAAUAUAGAAAAAUAUAGCAUUACGUAUUUCGAAAAAUAGAAGAAAACACUGAACGAACACAGUUUUGUAUGCCAAGCAAUAAUUAUAUUAUUAUCCCAUUUCUAAAUGAGUUUUUAUUUUAUUUUUUAGUAAAAUUUCUAUGAAAAGUUGCAAUCUUAACAAAAAAAUUGUGUGUAAAUCACAAAAAAUUUUUUGUUAACGCGACGGUAGUAAAGCUUCUGUAGCUCUCCCUCUCAACGUCGUCCGUUCGUCUCGCCUGAUUACAAUUUCCGUAACGCAGGCACCAGCUUACCAAAAACACUAAAUACGUAGGUAGCAAUAAUACGAAGUGAUGUAACAGCCAAUAAUUUAGAUGAAACGGAAUUUAGAUGAGCUGGAUGAAUUUAUUUUAUUAGCUUGAAAACUUACACUAGAUCACCAUAAUAACAUCGAGCUUUAUAACAAGAAGGGCUGAAAAGUCAAAAUUCAAAAGUGACUCUUUAUUUUGUAGCCCUUUAAAGUCCAAAAUGGCUAUAUCAUUCACUUUUUUAAGAUCCGUUAUUAUUAAGUUAGGGCAGCUAUAGAUAAUCUAGCAGGACAAAAAUUUACGAUAAUAAUUCGAUAAAGACUGUCCUCCACAGGCCUUGACAAUUAGUUAUUAUUUACUCAUACAUAAUAUCUAUAUUGAUUUUUAUGAUAAUUUCAAGAAAAUUAAGUCAAUGUUAAAAUAAUAAUUAGGUAAUGGAUAUUUAACAACAAAGAUUAUCAAGAGGAGAUUAUUUGUUUGUAAAAAAAAUAAAUUUUAAAAACAAUAAAAAUCUGUUUCAUCCAUUGACCCCUUAAUAAAAGGACGCACAAUCAUGUAGAAAAUUUUAUUAAAGAACUGGCCAAUUUUGCUUUGACAGUUUUAGAAUUAUUGGUAAAGAAAAUUAUACCUAAAGUCCUUUAGAUAUAGUCCAAUAUUCAAUAAAAUCCCAAAUUCAGACCAAAAUCAACCGUAUGGAUUGAGUUUAAGGUUGAAUUUGCAAAUGCGACUACUUGAAUUGAGUGCCAAGAAGUUGUGUUUGGCACUCAUUGAGUGGAGACGAUUUUUGGUCGCUGAUCGCAUCCACUUUUAUUAGGAGAUUGAUGGUUUCAUCAUUAAAAAAUCAUCCUACUGUCAACCCUAUUGUAUGAAUACAAAGAAAUUAGAAGUAUUUUAUAUGUGAAUUUAAUUGUUAAAUGCCAUCUAAAUACAACUUACUCUUAUAAAUGUAAUUUCAUCACAUACCUGCUCCCAUGAUGCCGUUUUUGAAGCGCUUGUUGGGUAUCUAUUACAAACGUAUACAUCAAUGACUUUAGUUCUCAAACGUGUAUUUAAGAAAUUCACUGUGAUAAAAAAGAAAAAUGGGCAAUCGUCAUGGCGAAUUAAAUAAUACAUGGUGUAAUUUGUUUAAAAUGUUAUUGAUCUAAGUGGAAGACCUAAUUUUGGUUUUUAAUGUAUCGUUACUGUCUUGUCCCCUUUUUUGCAACUGAGACAUAAUUGGUGACCAGGAAAAAUUAACAUAAAAUGGACUCUCUGUCAAAUUAAUCUGUUUACUGCUUAGAUAUUGAGAACCCGUACUGCUUAGAUAUUGAGAAUUUACGGUUAUUUUCAUUAAUAAAAUAAUAUUAAUAAACAACGAAAAUAAUGAACUAGUAUGUGUCAA